Messenger RNA from Cryphonectria parasitica EP155, 1101 nucleotides. RefSeq lists its product as uncharacterized. Lineage: Eukaryota; Fungi; Ascomycota; Sordariomycetes; Diaporthales; Cryphonectriaceae. The record is from RefSeq and is a predicted model, not a curated record. The coding region runs from base 1 to 1101 and encodes 366 amino acids. The transcript is spliced from 2 exons.
AUGGCAAACGACCGACCUUUUGAGGGGCCUGUCCCUGUGAACGACGAUGAUAGAAGCAGCUGCGACGAUGAAACCAACUCCGAAUCAUCUGGUACACAGGUGCGAGAUACUGACGAGGCCUGGAGUGAUGCCGGUGAGGACUUUCAAGCCCAGAUCACCGAGGUCGAAGAGAGCCUGGGCGAGGCCCAAAACCAGCAGGCCCAAGCCGACUCGAACGAGACAUGCAACACCGUGCCUGAACACUCUUAUGAACGAGGCUGUUUCAUCUGGGCGCCCGCAGCUACAACUAUGCGACACUGGCCCUGCGCACGAUAUGCAGUCAUCACAUCUGAGGGGGACAUAUUCUACAAAUAUCUCACUGUCGUAGAAAACUUGCAGCAGAACAUCAACUGUCGUAAGCAAGGAUUUUUCCAAUCGCGAGAGUUCAUCGAAAUGGGACCACUUUACCUCAUGCCUGGUGACUGGAAUACUGCGAAGCUGUACCUGUUUAGGCGCAAAAACAGGCUGGCCUACAAGGUCUUUCGACCGGUGCUCAAGGUCCUACCAGGCCUCAAUGACCAAGCUCUUUGGCCCGAGAAGCCGAGUUUCGACCUGAAUGACCUGGAGCCAUGGCUGGAUUACCCUGACGGUCUGGAUAAGCAUUCGGCACUCUUUCCAUGUGUACAUGAACCCGCUUUCGGCGGCAAGCCAAUGAUUGCGAAGCUUUGGCUGACGCCUGCCUGUAUCCCCCGUGGCAUUGAGACGGAAAUGAUGGCAUACAGAGCCGCUGCAGGAACAGGUCUUACACCUGAAUUCAUCGGCCAUGUGACAGAACGUGGACGCGUUGUUGGGUUCCUAAUGGAAUGUGUCCAGGGCGCUCGUAAGCCUGUAUGGAGAAGGGACAGAGAAUCGUGUCGCGAGGCCGUGAAGCGAUUCUACGAAGCAACCGGCUGGCUUCGUGCCGACAAGGGAAAUCGCAGGCAUAAUUUCCUCAUCAAGGACGGAAACGCUUUGCUCAUUGACCUGUCGACGGCUCUUUCACCUGCAAACGUGCAACGUCGUCCUCAGGGCUGGGUUGAAGAAAUGCUAGGAGAAGACCUUGGUGGUUGUUGGUCCCUGUAG